UUGCACAUGUAUGGCUCACGUCUUCCCCUGUUUGCGUUACAAAUUGCAUUCUACAAAUCAAAAUAAUAAAACAAACAAGAGAAUAGAGCCGUUGAUCAGGGAGAUGGAGUGUUUGAAAAGGUAGAUUAAUCAUAUAUUACGUACGAACUAUAAAUUGUUUUACGAUCAAAAUCAUAGAUUCAUUCGUAGGUUAUCCCGAGAAACACGCGAACAAUGUGGUGAGUGCAUCAUGCAAGCCUCUGCAAUUGUCUCUGUUUCUGUCUCUUUCUUCCCUUUUUCGGAAGUCAGCGUCACCGCUUCAUCAUCGGUGAAAUACCCAAAACCAGACACCGCGAUCAACUGAUUACAACAGUUUCUUCAUAGCGAGUUCUGUCUUCAAAAUCAUUGCUUUAUGUUGGUGUCUUUCUGGGUUGGUUGCUUCUUCCACAAUGGUAGAGAGAGAGAGAGAGAGAGAAAGAAAGGAAAGAAAGAGUUUGGAGGAAGAUAGAGCGACAUACUGAGAAGGGGGUCCUACUGCUUAAUUUUUUAGGGGCAUCAACAGUCUCUGUCCAUGAUUUUUACUUGGGUUGGGUGGUGCUGCUGUGUCCUCAAAUUGACCCAUCCAAUCACCAUCACUGUAUUCAGCAUCACACUCCUUUCUAUCUCACCAUUUUGAUCAAUAAACCAAAGCUUCUCUCUCUCUCUUUGGUCCUUUUUCCAUCACUAGGAGGAUUUCAAAUUGGUCAUUGAGGGUGGCUCAAAAGCUCUGCUUCUGGUCAAACGGGACAAAGUGGAUCUCACUCAUAUGAAGAGACUUUCAACUUUGGUGGAUGGGUUUUUGGUUCUUGCAUUGUUCAGUUGUAGCACAUGGACAGUGUGGAGCAGCUCAUGCUGCAAUCAGAUAAACUCGUACGAAGUCCGGCCUCACAGUGUCAGUAUUACUGAAUUUGGAGCUGUUGGCGAUGGGAUCACUCUCAACACAAUAGCAUUUCAGAAUGCCAUCUUCUACCUAAAUUCAUUUGCGGACAAAGGUGGAGCCAAGCUUUUCGUCCCGGCUGGCCGGUGGUUAACAGGAAGCUUUGAUCUCAUCAGUCAUCUAACUUUGUGGUUGGACAACGAUGCAGUAAUUCUUGGAUCAAUGAACUCUGACGACUGGCCAGUUGUGGAUCCUCUACCAUCAUAUGGUCAUGGAAGGGAGUUGCCGGGUGGAAGGCAUAGAAGCCUCAUUUAUGGACGCAAUUUAACUGAUGUUGUCAUAACAGGUAACAAUGGAACUAUAGAUGGUCAAGGGAGUAUCUGGUGGAACAAUUUUUGGAACAAAACACUGAAUUAUACACGUCCUCAUUUGGUUGAGUUGAUGAAUUCAACUGGGGUUCUCAUUUCAAAUGUAACUUUCAUGAAUUCACCAUUUUGGACUAUUCACCCUGUAUACUGCAGCCAUGUAACAAUUCAGAACGUCACAAUCAUUGCUCCUCUUAGUUCACCAAAUACAGAUGGCAUUAAUCCAGAUUCUUCAGACAAUGUAUGCAUUGAAGACUGUUAUAUAAGCACCGGUGAUGAUUUAAUUUCCAUCAAAAGUGGAUGGGAUGGAUAUGGCAUUUCAUUUGGUCGACCCAGUACAAAUAUUAACAUCCGCAGGCUCAUUGGGAAGACAACGAGCGCAGGGAUUGCUAUCGGAAGUGAGAUGUCUGGAGGAGUAUCAGAAGUUCAUGCAGAAGAUAUUUACAUUUUUGAUUCACAUAGCGCAAUUAGAAUAAAAACUUCUCCUGGCAGGGGUGGUUAUGUUAGAAAUGUCUAUAUCUCUAACAUGAUCUUGGUUAAUGUAGAUAUUGCUAUUAGGUUCACUGGUUUAUAUGGAGAACAUCCAGAUGACACUUAUGACCCAGAUGCUCUACCGGUAAUAGAAAGGAUUACUAUCAAGGAUGUGAUAGGGGAAAAAGUCAAACGUGCCGGCCUUAUACAGGGUAUUAAAGGUGACAACUUUGUCAAUAUCUGCCUAUCAAACAUCACCCUUAAUGUGAGCAAAAAAUUGCCAUGGAACUGCUCUUACGUAAAAGGAUACUCUGACUUGGUUUCACCAGAAGCGUGCGAGCCUCUCAGAGAAAGAAUAUUCCCUGAGCAUUGUUCAGACUGUUACUAUUUACCAAACCACUUGAAGAGUUUGAGUAAUCAAAACUGGGGUGCUUGGUUACUGUCUUAGUAAAUUAUGGAGUUUAGAUAUUCAAGCAACCAAACUUAUAGCUGCAAUUUGAUUGGUGGAUUUUUUCAACAGGACAAAAUUUACCCGACGGAAGUUGAAUGGUGUUGCUGAUCUGCAGAAUGAUACCGAGAGAUAAUUGUUUCUUGUAACUGGUGUGCAGUAGCAAAUAAUUGAGUGAUUUAUCAGAAAUAUGAAUAUGAAUGAUUUCAUGUCUUGCUUUCCUAGGUACUUGUUAUUUUGGAGAAGUAAAAUGAAAAUAUGAAAAUUGUUUCCAUUGAUUGAAAACAAAUAAAGACAAAAAUGUCAUUGAUUGUUGAUAGA
Glycine soja is the source of this 2500-nucleotide messenger RNA. Its product is annotated as probable polygalacturonase. Gene Ontology annotation, biological process: carbohydrate metabolic process. The transcript has 6 exons. Gene Ontology annotation, molecular function: polygalacturonase activity. NCBI's taxonomy places the organism in Eukaryota, Viridiplantae, Streptophyta, Magnoliopsida, Fabales, Fabaceae. The record is from RefSeq and is a predicted model, not a curated record. Bases 785 to 2179 code for a protein of 464 amino acids.